Molecule: messenger RNA, 1149 nt
Organism: Penaeus vannamei (Pacific white shrimp)
Lineage: Eukaryota; Metazoa; Arthropoda; Malacostraca; Decapoda; Penaeidae
Source: RefSeq, a predicted model, not a curated record
AUGCAAGAGAACAUUUUAAAGAUCGAUGGAGUCUUCAAAGUUCACAUUAAUAGCCUAUGGAUCGAUAAUAUCCUUCCCAAACUUUUGCUUUUGAGUUUGGAUGAAAUGAGCAGUUGUUCCUGCGACAAGUGUAGAAAAAGUAUGAAGAGAAGAAUAUUCUCCACACCAGUUAAGAGAACAAGUACAAGAAGAGUUAGGCGAAUAAAAAAGAGUUUAUUCUCAUCGCCCGCCCGCACGGAAAACUCAGACCCGCCGCGGUUCAGCUUCCUCCGGCAGGCACUCGAGGCGGAGGCGGUGGGCGUGGUGGUCGUGGGCGGAGGCGUGUCGGGGCUGACGGCGGCCAAGACGCUCAUAGACAACGGCGUCAGCGACAUCUUGAUCCUCGAGGCUCAGGACCACCUUGGAGGGCGAGUGCGAACCUACAGGCAAGAGGGCGUGGUGGUGGAGGAGGGGGCGGAGUGGAUCCACGGAGGCUGGAGGAACCCCGUCUACCGCGUCGCCGUCGCCAUCGACGGAGUGGACACGCCCCUGCCCGACGACGCCUUCGACUGGCGGGUCGUGACCCAGGACGGCGCCGCGGCUGACAAGUCUCGUUAUGAUGUGGUGGAAACCCUGAGGGACACCUGCGAGAGGUCUGACGACGUUCUCCUGGCUUACUACGGUCUUGCUUACGGCCAGUGCUUCCUCGACAAGUUCUCGGGUGAAUAUGGCACUGGUUACGACUCGCCCGAAGGAGAGGGAUGGCUGCACUACCUCGAGCAGAUCGUGAAUGGGGAGGAAGGUACGGAGAGUUGGCUGGACAUCGCGGCCAGAGAAGCGGACAAAUACCCUGACCUCGGCUACGACCACCAGUGGAAGAGUGGGUAUGAUACCCUAUUCCAGUUCUACGAGGCAGUCAUUCCAGCAAGCAAGAUUAGGCUCAACAGUCCCGUGUGCCGAAUCCUGUGGGACGAAGGAGACGAUAAGGUCCUGUUGGUGACGCAGAGUGGCGACUCCUACUUGGCUUCGCACGUCAUCUUCACCGCCUCCUUCGGGCACCUCAAGGAGCGACACACCAACAUCUUCGAGCCGCCGUUGCCCGAGUCCUUCAGCGUGCACUUCGGGGUAAGAACUCCUGCUUGUCAGACACUGCUUGCCUUCACGUUCUGA